This is a messenger RNA of Melospiza georgiana, 5687 nucleotides long. RefSeq names its product transmembrane protein 263-like. The transcript has 3 exons. Bases 640 to 1122 code for a protein of 160 amino acids. The record is from RefSeq and is a predicted model, not a curated record. NCBI's taxonomy places the organism in Eukaryota, Metazoa, Chordata, Aves, Passeriformes, Passerellidae.
UGUCGCUUCUUGGGUCCGUCUCCCCGGAAAGAAUCCCCCGUUCUCUCCAUUAAAACCCGGCUCGUGUCCUACGGCGCUGAGACGGGAAGGGAAUAGCGUGGGAGCCGGUGGAGGCUGCCUGCCCCGCUGCCCUUCCAGGCUGGUGUCUCCGCGGAGAAAUUGCCCUCCUUCCUUCUCCGGGCCUCUUCCCUCAUCCGCAGCACCUCGCGGGUUCGCUGCCCGGCCUGGGCUCCGUGCCGCGCUGUGCAGCCGGGCUGCCCCGGUGCUCACCUGUGCCGCUGCUCCCGCAGGCCCUUCCCUAAGCCCGGCGGGGAUCGUCGCCUUUCUCCGUAGUUUGCUGUGGAAAACUGUUAGGAUGGAGAAUGUCUAACCUGAGCCGGUUAUUGGUGUGGGUGCUGAGGCUGUCUGGACUAUAGAAGUAGUAGUAUAUAACACUCAGAUGUGAGGUUGUGUCUUCUGUUGUGUUGGUUAGGAGUCAGUAAUGCUGUUGUAUUGGUUUUUAUUCACUUUAUGUUGUCAUAUCUCUGUAAUUUUUAGAUGUGUGACUUUUAAAGAGGUUUUCUCUCAUUAAUCAGUCUGAAACUUGAGGCAUGCCAGGCAUUCCCCGUCGCCUGAAUUUGUCUAGCAGUAAAAUAAAAAAUGUAUUAUCUAGGUUGUAAGCUCUUUGAGGCAGAAACUGAAUACGUCUGUACCAAUCCCGAUGGAGAGAUUUGGCUCAGGCCUUCCUCCCAGCCUCUGAGUCAAGGCCCUAGCUUAGAAACACAGAUGGUGGAUGAUGAAACUGAGCCUGCAAGUGAAGAAUUGCCUCCUCAUCUGCGGGAAGAGCCUCCCGAAGAUGCCAGCAAGGACCACCCACAGCAGCAGGCAGGAGUCAUCUGGAGAGUGACAGGCGGCCUAUUCAGUAUCACCCGGGGAGCUGUGGGGGCCACACUGGGAGGAGUUGCCUGGGUGGGCAGCAAGAGUCUGGAGCUCACCAAAACAGCUGUGACCAGUGUCCCCGCUGCCGGCGUUGGACUGGUGAAGGGCAGCGUCUCGGCGGUGACCGGCGGCGUCGGAGCUGUGGGCAGCGCGGUCGCCAGCAAAGUCCCUUUCACUGCAAAGAAGAAGGACAAGGCUGACUAAUCCCUGUCACGGCUCCCUUCCAAAAGAUCAACCUGCCCAUACUGUCCCCCUACCCAGCACCUCUUUGAGUUGGAACCAGCCGCUUCAGGGAGGCUCGAGCACCCGAGCAGACUCCGGCUGCAGCCUGCUCAGCACCGCCUGCCUAGCUCAGAGCUCACAGAGCCGCUGUCAAUGCCUUUCACUCCCAUCACCUGCUGGGAACCAUCUUCACUCUGAGGACUUUAAAGGCGCAGUUGUCUCUGUCUUGUAGUUUCCUUCUUCCCUUCUUGUUCUUGUAAGCAUGGAGGGAUGGGAGAAGGCAUCAGGCUCCAUCUGCCUGGAGGUGAAGGGAGUAGCAGGGGAUGGGGUGGAACUAUGCCUAGCUUGAAGUGUGGGUUGUGUAUUCAAAUUCAACUUCAGCUGGGAAGACAGCCUCUGAAACACCCCUUCCCUCUGGAAGGUGUGUUUGGGAGGUGUGCCUGGCAGAGAACUGCAGAAGUCCCAUCGACGCAAAGGAGAUAUACUGUGAAGAGGGGGAAGCCUCCCUCCUGCCCUGCACCUCUUUUCUUUGCAGGGCCCAUCCCCACAAGCUGCUCCCAGUCACUGACUCCCUGGCUGAAUUGAACCCUUCAGAGAGGGAACCCUCAAGCUCAGCAGAGCAGCUCUGGGAUGAUGCCACACCACAGCAUGAUACAUCCCAGACCAUCAACUUCUGCACAGAUUUUCUUGGUGAGAGGGAGGAAUAUAAAAGCUGCUGUAUGUUCCCAUUUGAGGAAGGAGCUGUCAGUGGCACUUGCCAGGCCUCUGUGAUAUUGCAGUUCAGGCAGUGAUGUUCCACAGAGAGACCAGGCCUUUUGUUUGACCCUUAAAGUCCUUCCAGUAUCCCAUUCUGUAACAAGGGCAUUUUGUCUCCUGGCCACACUCACACUCCACAGACGUCACUAGUAACCAGGAGCAAGUGUGUUCCCAAAUGCCAUCCAAAUUCUGCUUCAGGGAUGGUGGGGAAGCUGAGAGUCUUGCUCUCCCCAUGACUCAGCACCCUGGGAGUGGGGGCCUGGGUGUGAGUGGGCUGCACCAUGUUGGAAAACACUUCCCAAGGGGCUGAGCAUGCUCCAACAGCAGUUAGCCUGCACAGGGCACCAGCAACUCCUCUUCUGCACGCUGCUCCUGCGGCCCCAGCCCGGCUCCUCUAAAGGACCAUGUUGCACUAAAUAGCCCACCCAUAGUCGUAGUGCCGCAGAAACCCAGACACCUGCAUCCAUCUGGGAGUCACAGCCAUCCUCAGCCUGGCCCCUGAUGCUCAGCGGGCCAUGUACAGACACAUACAAACACAAACAUGCACUCACUCACUCCCUCCAAGGUCCCCUGUAAUUCUUGGGAUGAAGAAAGCCCCAGGCUCCACCAUUAACUCUGCAGCUCCUGGCUUUGGCAGGUGAUUUGCCUAGGUCUGUAGGUGUUGGAUGCAUAGGCAAGGGAAGCAGUGCUUGUGCUGUAUUUUAUAAACACGCGUGUGUGUUAGCGUGCGUGUAAGUCCACAGACGUCUUCAGCCAGGGAAUCAAACCUGUGCCACUGCUGCAGAGGAGUUCACACAGUCAUCUUUGACACUUCCAGAGUAUAGUUUUUAUAUAGGGUCCUGGUCAAAAGAAAAAUCAUGUUUUAGAGGAUGUUUUGCCCUCUGUUGCCCAAGAGCAUAGUUUAUUGAAACCAAAGGAAUGUGAAAAAUCCCCUUUCUCUUGUCUAUGCUGUUUGUUUUCUCUCAGCCCUAUCUUUUGGACGUUGAAGCCAACUUUCUUGAUCUUCAUUUCCCCUUGGAGGUCGUUGCACUUCCUGACUGCUCUCUUGUGCUUAGGACUUAGACAUCAGGGAAUAUUUAAGUACAACACACAUACACCCCCGCCACCAUUUUUGCUGAAUGUUCUUGAGCUUGUGAUGCAGUUUUCAUUCUGACCUUUAUUAAAUCCACAUUUUGGGAUGUAUGUUGCUGUGUCCCCCUGAUAAUCAUGCUGGUGUUAGUCACUCUCCAUACCCUUUGCUAGGUAGCCCCUGCUGUUUGCAGUGGUAAGAAGCUGCUGAUCUCCACAUUUUGCUACUCUUGACAGUAUGAGAAAGGUUUGACUUACAUUUUUGUUUCUGAAACGGAAGCAGCAUUUGGUAGGUGUGUGCAUUUCCUCACUUUGUGUCCUUUGUUCUGGUGAAGGCCAAGUUGACCCUGACAUGCCGGUUUUGUCUCUGAAGGCAGCAGCUUCACAGAAAGAUCGGGCCUUGAUGUGUGCCUGUACUUUGCUGGGAUGCUCGUGGCAGUUGUCAAGGCCAGAAGAAGUCCUGUCUGUUCUCCCUUUGUCUCAAACGCUCUGCAAAGCUGGAGGACAGUUUGCACUGCAUGGAUCUCUGCUCGCUGCUCUCCCUGAGCACAACUCAUCUCUUAUUCCAGAUCACAGACUGCCUCUGAAGUGAGCUCUAGCCCCAAAGCUGAAAGCUGCUUGUGUGUAACUAGCUGUGUUGUCACCAACCCUCUGAGAAAGAUAGCUUCUGGCCAUUGGGAUAGAAGAGUCUUCUUCCUCAAUGUCUCUCCAAGGUCUUGGAUGGGAGAAGAUAGAAUGUAAGAACCUUCAGCAGCCAGCCCUGGGUGGCUGGUGGGAGGGUGAUUGUGCUUUUGGCUAAAUAGUGUCUCUUGCUGGGGAAGGCAGUACAUCCUGCCAUCCUGCCCAAGCUGUUGUCUGCAGGCCUGUGUGUACACAUCAGGUGUGGCAAAUGGGAUAAGGUGAUGUAAGGAAAGCCACUGGGGCCCUGAGGGUUUCCCAUCUUUUUAUUUCUUCUCUUCUGUGCAUCCUUGCAGGAAAUAGAGUAAAGCCUAUCAUUUGUCUGGAACUGCCAUUUCCUUGCAGGAUGGCCUGGAGAAGAAGAGAUGAGCUGGUGAGGAGAACUCACAGCCUAAAUCACUGUUCUUACAGCCCAGCUGAAAGGACAGCUCAGGGACCGUGAGUAGCAAGAGAUCAAAUUAGCAGGCAGGGGUAGAAGAUUAAAUCUACUCCUAAAACAAGGCCUCACACUGCUAAACAGGCAUUCAGGAAUAAGUGACUCUCCAGGACUCAAAGGCUUUAAGAAAGUCUGUGCUAGGCCUGCUCAGUUCACCAUGGUGACCCAGUCCCAGCCUACUUUUCUGGGCAUUUACAGUGCCAGAGCACAGGGAAAACAGGGUCAGUUGUCCCAGUCUAAAAGUAAAGAUGCCUUCUGACAGCUUUGGUUGCAGGACAGUGGGAUUUGGAUUGGAUGGGGAAGCUGUUGGCUCUUGUCAGAUGCCCUCUCUUUCCUCCUCCCCCACUACAGAGACUCCAGUCACCCAGGCCACCAGUGCAGCCCUUCUCUCACUGCACAGUCAUGGUACAAAAACUGUGUUGUGCAUAAAGCCCGUGGCUACUGGAUGGAGUAGCUUGGCACAAAAUAGGAGGGGGUGGCAUCAGGGUAGAGGGAAGGGUUAAAGGGAGUUUAUACAUAGAAGAUGAGGAAAGAGUGGUGUGCCAAGAGGACUUGAGGAGUGGGGGAACAAGAAAACAAGGACCGUGGAAAGAAUUUGUUUCUUAGGACAGGCUUUGAAUCAGAAGAUGAGUGCAAUGGGGUUUGUCCUAGGGAAGAGCACAGAAAGGGGAGUGAAUCAAUGUGGGUUUUGGUGUGUGGGGGUGGCACAUGCCUGGCUUGUGCACUGCUUCCAUAGUAAUGAUGAUUGCUAGCAGUUUCCAUUUAGAUAGAUAGUGGAUGGUUGAAGCAUCAGAUCAGCUCCCUUCUUAUCACCCACCCUUCCCAAAUCUCCCCCAGGCUUUUGUCAUGAUCUCCCCAUGAUGGGGCUGGGUCUCCCCCAUGGUGGAGGUGGGAUGUGGCCAUGUUUGCAGCCCUGUGUCCCACCUUGCCUGGCUGUUCCCUGUGCCUGACAAACAUGUCCUGGCUGAAAGGAGACCCACUGGUGCAUCCUCUCCUCCCUUGUCCCUGACCUUAGUCUCAUUAUCCUUUACUUUUUUAUCCCUCCCUUAGCUUUUGGUCUUGCCCAUGGAUAGAGCUCCCCAAAGCUUUUGGUGAGACCGUCAUUAAACAUCCACUCUCUCAGUGCCUGGGAGGCAGAGGGUGAUUGCCCCUGCAGUCCCCCUGCCUGGGAGAGAAGUGCAUGUCUUCCACCCCUCUCUGUCUCCUUGUGUUUUGUAUGUGGAAAAUCUUAACCCGCUUCUUUUUCUCUGGGUUCCCUUGUUGGCUCUUAUCCCUGUGGGUGGGUCAUUUCCGUGUCUCCAUUGCAAAGUCAUCCUUGUAAAAACAACAGCAUGAGUGGGAAUGUGGAGAUGGUUAGAGAGAGCCACAGAGCCAGGGCCCAGCUCUGCUCUGUAGGAGCUGAGGAGGCCUUUGGCAACUCAAAACUGUGGCCACACGGUCCUGUGCACAGUGCUGGGCUCCAGAGAACACUUUUGUUCUUUAUCAUUUCAUUGUCUGUAAUUGGUUUCCUACUGAAUUUGUUUGCUUGGUUUGUUUUGCAGUGUGUUUCUGGGAAUAUUCUACAUCUCUGUAUUUUAAUUACAGUAAAAUUUGAAGAUAAAAACCGUGA